Molecule: messenger RNA, 1842 nt
Organism: Laetiporus sulphureus 93-53
Lineage: Eukaryota; Fungi; Basidiomycota; Agaricomycetes; Polyporales; Laetiporaceae
Product: WD40 repeat-like protein
Exons: 9
Coding region: 1-1527 (508 amino acids)
Biological process (GO): rRNA processing; DNA-templated DNA replication
Cellular component (GO): nuclear pre-replicative complex
Molecular function (GO): protein binding
Source: RefSeq, a predicted model, not a curated record
AUGCAGCUGCAUGAAUGUAUUCUUUGCGCGACGGCACCGUCUUCUUCCACUCCUGGACCUGGAACUAUAUCCUUUCAUGACAUACAGACUGGCUCUGCACUGGCAUCUUUCAAACAAACUUCUGCAAGCACGCACUGUACAGCCGUUGUUCAGUCAAGCGAUGGACACGGUGGCUUCAUGCUCGCUGCUCAGCCAGACAAGUCCAUCUUGAAUGUAUACAACUUUCAAAAAGAUCAACUCGCGCUCAAAAUUGUGCUUCCUGAAAAACUCUCCGCAAUUGCGAUGGACCCGGGAGGAAAAUACUGCGCAGGGGGAACGUCUCAUGGGCGUAUUUUCCUGUGGGAGAUCGCAUCAGGAAUCAUGUUCAAUGCGUGGGACGCUCACUACCGACGAGUGAGCGUGUUGCGCUUCACCCACGACGGCGCAGCUUUGCUAUCCGGGAGCGAAGACUCGGGCGUGACCGUCUGGGUGAUGUCGAGGCUUCUAGACGACGAUCUACAAAACGAGCCUCCGACGUCGUACUGCUUGUUGUCGGAUCAUACAUUACCUGUUACCGACAUUAUCUGCGGUAUAGGCCGAUUUCCCACCUGUCGUGUCCUCUCUGCGUCGACGGAUCACUCUGUGAAAUUAUGGGAUCUUUCUUCAAAAUCGCUCCUGAGCACAUUCUACUUUCCAGAGCCGAUAACGUGCCUUGCGUGGGAUGCAACGGAGCGCCUGUUCUUCGCAGCAUCUGCCAACGGGUCUAUACACCAAGUCAAUUUGUUCCGACAACGCGAAGACAAGUUCGGUCAUCUGGCAAUGGAAGCAAUCGGCGGCGGUGGAGUGAGCGACGCGAUACGAGUCAAUGAGCAAGAUCCUGAAGGCGCAAAAAAGCGCCUCAUUGCAGUCGGCCAACCUGUUACUGUCAUGACAAUUUCUCUUACGUCGUCGUUGCUGCUUGUAGGGACAGCAACGGGGCUUAUACAAACAUAUGACAUCGCGUCACAUCAACUCCUGCGUACUCUUACAAUGCACAAGGGUCUUAAAAUUACGCAUAUGAUGGCGUUGCUUCGUCCACCCGACUUAGUGGGCCAUGUCAGUCUCAGUCUGGCUACAGGCAUGGAGACGAAGGAGAUGGUGGUGCGCCCCGUAGCGCCCUUCCAGCGUAUGCGCGACGCGAAGCCGCGAGAAGCGCACGAAGUCCUGGUGAUGCUGCCCCCUCAAAGCGCGGCACAUGCUGAGACGUUCUUCAGCUAUUCAAGAGAGGAGAUGCUGCGCGACCACGCAUACUUCAUGCAGGGCUCGACGUCAGGCAGCGGUUCAAGCACGAAUAUCUCAGUGCAAUCGCGUGUGACAGAGUUGGAAGGCGAGAUUGCGAAGCUGCGCGAGCAGCUCGGGAAGGCGAAGAGUAUCAAUGACACGAUGUGGGAGACAGUUGUGAAGUGCCUUGUUGCAGGCGUGGAUCAAGACAAGCAGUAUGAGAGCAACGACAAUGACGGAAAAGAGGAUGAUGAGAGUGGGCGGAGAAGAAAGCGAGGACGUGUAUGACAGGUCUCUUAAGGCUGGAUCAUAAGGUCGAAUAUAGUUUCCCGAGCGGGAACAGUCCGCUGGCUUUUGCGGUGCUCACAUUGCUUGCCUGAGUCCAUAUGCAAUGUAAUAGGAGAACGUUGUCAAUGGCCCCCUAUGAUGAAUCCUCCUUCGGCUUGUAUUUCUCCGGGUCUGUACCGUGAUAAGGGUGGUUGACGAGAUUGAACAUAGGAAUGAUAGAAAACUUGAGUUGCGACCAGACAGAGUUUCUGUGCGCGACUCCCUGAAUCCACUCGGGUUGAGGUGAUUCCCCAUACAGCGGCAGGCCCCGUCGGG